Messenger RNA from Letharia columbiana, 660 nucleotides. RefSeq lists its product as uncharacterized. The coding region runs from base 1 to 660 and encodes 219 amino acids. The transcript has a single exon. The record is from RefSeq and is a predicted model, not a curated record. NCBI's taxonomy places the organism in Eukaryota, Fungi, Ascomycota, Lecanoromycetes, Lecanorales, Parmeliaceae.
AUGGCCAAGGAAACCGCCAACGAUCUUCAGGAGGAGCCGCAAGCCACCGUGCAUUCUUUCCCGUACCAGGAUCUAGCUACAACUCAUUUUGCUUCCAUGCUACCCUGCCUGGAAGAACUGGUCAUUCGAGACGAGUGUGGGUUAUUUGAGGAGCGGGAAGGAUCCAUGGUAGCUGCGGCAAGACCAGGACGCAUCGCAGGGACCAUGGCUCUCGGUAAACUUUGUCGCGUGGACGUUGAAAUCUCGCCAGAAGGAUCCAAUCAAAACGCCAGAGCGAUCCAUCUUUCCGCCGGGCUCCCUUCUACGCGCAUCGUCCGAGCUACGCACAUGGUCGAUCCGGGCGACAAGUGCACCGCGACUCACUCGAACUCUACCCAAUCACAAAGCUGCUUCUGUAUACGUGCGGUUCCAGAGAGUCUACAACGCAUCAUCGGUAGUAUCGCCGCCUUGCUGGAAUUCCUGUAUGAUUUUGCUCCAAGAGACGAAGUGGAGCCCGGAAAAGCUCGUCACGGAGCCUGUUGCAGUCUGCGAGUCACAGCCCUCGUUAGCUUGGAACUGACCGAUUACUCGGGCAUAUGUGGCGAGAGAAUCGAACUUGGCUGCUUCAUGGGUUCCCCUUCAAGGGUUGCACUUUCUGAUGAAGAUUCGCGUCGAUUAUAG